Molecule: messenger RNA, 1417 nt
Organism: Magallana angulata
Lineage: Eukaryota; Metazoa; Mollusca; Bivalvia; Ostreida; Ostreidae
Exons: 3
Coding region: 224-865 (213 amino acids)
Source: RefSeq, a predicted model, not a curated record
UACACAGACGGACACCUAUCAUUAUUAAUUAGGUCACCACUUGUAGGUCCAUAUGCACUUACUGUUGAACCCAAUAAUUACUCAGUCGUCAGCGCCCAAGAGAAUGCAGCAUUAAAGAAUUGCGUGUUUCAAGAUACAUGUAUAACUUAGGAAUAUGGAUUGCAAGGCUUCGGAUAAGUCACUUUAGAGCGACCAGGGCGACCCCUUUCGUAGCCUGUGUGCCAUGGCCGCCUACAACUGUUCGGACCCUCCUAGUCUUAGUAAGGGGUACUUUGUGAUCGCCAAACCCUAUUACGUGGACGGGGAUCGAGUGUUCUACUACUGUCAGUGGACCUAUUUUCUUCAGGGAAAUCCCAUCCGAGAGUGCGAUGGCGACACUGGAAAUUGGACCGGAAGUGCUCCGACUUGUUCCACCAUCACCACCACCACCACCACCACCACGGAAGCACCGGUCAAUGAGUGGAUCUACAUGUCCAUCAGUUUGUCAUCUUUCCUGGCUCUAGUUUUUGUCUGCAUAGUCGGCGUAGUGAUUCUGAAAUAUUGCUAUAUUCUCUGUAGGCAAAAAACACGUGUAAAAGACGACGAAGAGGAAGUUGAGACCGGAUGUUGCUACACGUGCUGUAUUCACUGCAUUUCUUCCAGUUGCCGGGGGUGUUUCCCUGUACGUAAAAAUAGCCCUAGGCCCACCCCUCAACCCCCGUCACCCAAGCCCAGCCUACGGUCGGUCAGUAUACAGGCCGGAAGUAGUCCCAGUACCCUCAAACUAGAGGAAGUGGUGACGACUAAGAAAGUGGCAAAAGAGUUGAGGAACUACUGGAAACCUCACAUGCACGACAUCCGGCAAAACAACCAGAGCACGAACUGACCAUGGCAUUUGUGUAAGGCUAGAAUGUCAAGGACACUUGAUUGGACACGGCAAAACAAGGAACCAAAUGUAGCGAUCAUACAUGUACUUUAAUAUUCUGUUUUUCAUAACAUGAUCAUCUGCGAGAAACUGACUUGUCCUGUUCAUUAGACAAUUGUGGUGUUUAUCAGAAGAAAAGGAUAACAAGUUGAGAGGAGUGCGAUUUUUCACAUUCAAAUGAUUGCUAUACUUAACUCCUCAUCUUAACAGUCACAAUACAACAAAAUGCACUGAAUAGUUACAAUACACAUUAAAAUGUGCUUUGUAUUGUCCUGCAUUACCUAGUUCUUUACAUGAAUAAUCACACCUUUCCAUUUUGCAUGGACCAUGUGGUACUUAAACAGAUCCAGACUGUCAAGUUGCAAUCAUAAUCCUCUGUAUAUGUUUAAUGAAAUUUACAGUCGGUCGUUUUCCUUCGCAUAAAUUGUUGUCAUUAAUAUGGUCAUGGCCAUGUUUUAUUACUGCGUUGAAAAUCAAUCAAUUAAUUUACUCAACAUUGGUAUGCCUCUUAUG